UUUUCACUAAAUUUCAGUAGCAAAAUAUUUCCGUUUCUUUUCGAAGCUUUUCUUUUCACUAAAUAUCAGUAAUUAAAAACUAAACUAAAUUACCUGUGUACCAUUCCUCCGUUUCCCAUUCACAAUGGCAAUGUGCUCGGCAGCCAAAAGCGAUGAGACCAUCACCUAUGAACAGAUCAAAAGUAUGGCCGAUGAUCUCCUGUCGCGCAUUCGAAUCAAACCUAUUAUCGGUAUUAUUUGUGGUUCUGGUUUGGGUUCACUAACCGAAGCGAUUACGAAUGCCGAAAACAUAGAAUAUAAGGAUAUACCGGGCUUUCCCGUAUCCACGGUUGUCGGCCACGCUGGCCGCCUCGUCAUCGGCAUGCUGGAGGGUUUGCCGGUAUUGGCCAUGCAGGGACGCUUCCACUACUACGAAGGCUAUCCAUUGGUGAAGUGUUCGUUGCCGGUGCGCGUCAUGAAGCUGAUGGGUAUUGAGUACUUAAUGGUGACCAAUGCUGCGGGUGGCAUUAACCCCGGCUAUAAGGUUGGGGACAUUAUGAUCAUACGCGAUCACGUCAACUUUGUUGGCUUUUCGGGCAAUUCGCCACUGCGCGGGCCGAACGAUGAACGCUUGGGACCACGUUUUCCGCCCAUGACCGAUGCCUAUAAUCCGGAGUUGGUAAAUCGUGCCUUGGGCGUAGCGAAAGAGAUGGGCAUACAGGACGUGGUAAAAGUGGGCACAUAUUGUUUUCUCGGCGGCCCCACCUAUGAGUCGAUCGCCGAGUGUAAGCUGUUGCACACGGUGGGCGUGGAUGCGGUGGGCAUGUCAACUGCCCAUGAGGUGGUUGUGGCCCAGCACUGCGGCCUGAAGGUGUUCGCAUUCAGUCUUAUCACGAACAAAGCAUCGCUGGACUAUGAAAAGAAGGAGUAUGCCAAUCAUGCGGAGGUGGUUGCGGUGGGUAAGAGUCGGGAGAGCACUUGUCGUGAACUGAUGUGCCGCAUGAUCAAGUCCAUUGCAGCGGAGAAAGGUGCGGCUCGUGGCGCCUCGUGCGGUUGUGUGUGA
Anastrepha ludens (Mexican fruit fly) is the source of this 1042-nucleotide messenger RNA. RefSeq names its product purine nucleoside phosphorylase-like. The record is from RefSeq and is a predicted model, not a curated record. NCBI's taxonomy places the organism in Eukaryota, Metazoa, Arthropoda, Insecta, Diptera, Tephritidae. Gene Ontology annotation, cellular component: cytoplasm. Gene Ontology annotation, biological process: nucleoside metabolic process. Gene Ontology annotation, molecular function: purine-nucleoside phosphorylase activity. The transcript has 2 exons. Bases 125 to 1042 code for a protein of 305 amino acids.